AUCACAACGGUAACUAAAUCAGUAAGCCGAAUAACUAGCACACACCAGCCAAUAUGGGUAAAAAGCAAGCUGCUGGAGAGAAUAGCAGAAAGGCGGCAGGAAACGCCAAGAAAGCUGAUGUUGCUGCGUCAAAAGCGGCAGUUGAGAAAAAUAAAAAGGAUCAAGCAGAGUCAGAAGAAUGGUCCAAGGGAGCAAAGAGCAAUGCAAAGGCUGAAGCUGCAGCACUCAAACAAGCCGAGUUGAAUCGGAAGAAAGCAGAAAAGGAAGCAUUGUUGAAGGCUGAGGAAGCUGCUGCUCCCUCUGGUCCGAAGAACUCGAAGAAAGCCGAAAAGAAGCCCGCCGUUAAAAGAGGUCUCGACCUAUCACAACUGGACGACUCCCCUACUAGUGCUAGUCCAUCAUCAGCUCUCAAUGCUUCCAACAUUGAUGAUGCGUUGGAUGCGCUGGCUUUGACAUCAAAUACGAAGGAAAAGGUCGAUAGGCAUCCAGAAAGGAGAUUCAAGGCUGCUUAUGCCGAAUUCGAAGAGAGGAGGUUGCAAGAAAUGGAUAAUGACGGUAGUGGAAACGGGCUGAGAAAGAACCAAAAACAGGAGAGAAUCAGGAAAGAGUUCGAAAAGAGUCCUUUGAAUCCUUAUAACCAGAUCACUGGCAGAUACGAUUCAACCAAGGACAUCGUCAAAGUCAAGUAUAACAACAAUAACAAUGGCGCCACAACGAUUAUCAACCUUAUCUACUGUUCGAAAGCAGCAUUUACUCGUAGAAUUGUGCGUUGCAAUCCAAUCUUCCCAUCAACAACCAAGUACAUUGCCAUGCUGAUGAGAGAUCCACCAAUAUGCAGUUCAAGUCUAAAAUACGCAUGUCCACAUGGCGUGUUCAUGAGCCUCACACCUGGCGACCCCACCCUCUGGUCUGGCGUCCUAUUCGUGCGGAAAGGUCCCUAUGCGCCUUCAAUCCUGCGCUUUCAGAUUUCGUUUCCACCUCAAUAUCCUGCUCUGCCGCCUCUAGUAACUUUCUCGACGGAUAUUUUUCACCCGCUGAUUACGCCGCUUACAACUUACAUGUACAGUACGGAUACACAGUCUGACGGGACAGUGAGCGCGACAGAUGAGGAGAGAUUACCUCCUGGAGGGUUCUCACUGAGAGAAGGGUUCCCGGCGUGGUUUGGAAGAACAAGUAGAAGAGGCGCAGAACAAGGAACUCCCACGAAGGCCGGUGGAAGUUCAGCUGAGAGUGAAGCUAUGAGUAGCCCAGGAAGUGGUAUUUAUUCACUGGGAAAAACUGCAGAUGGUGUCAGAGUUGGGGUUUAUGAAGUAUUGAGAUAUAUCCGGAGGACGUUUGACGAUGAACUCGUGCUAGACAAGGUACCUUUGGAAGCAGCUGGUAACCCCGGCGCAUGGCACGCGUGGAAAUCGUAUCGCAUAAGGAUAGGCAAGAUGACUGCAGAGAAGAAAGACUCCGAUUUCAAAGAUCCGGCAUCACCAGUAGUAGCGCGCGCACCAGGAGAAUGGAACUGGGAUGGCGUGUGGGAAACGAGAGUCAAGAAGGGUAUCGAGGCCAGUACCGCCGAGACAGUCUUAUAUGGUUUAGGAGCAGAUGAUUUGAUACAAUUUCUCAAUUUUGACAAGGAGAAAGUUGAGCAAAUCAGAGAGCAGAUUAAAGGGAGUGCGGAUACUAUGGAACCACAACGGAGAAGCGUGGUAUGA
Molecule: messenger RNA, 1703 nt
Organism: Botrytis fragariae
Lineage: Eukaryota; Fungi; Ascomycota; Leotiomycetes; Helotiales; Sclerotiniaceae
Product: putative ubiquitin-conjugating enzyme protein
Exons: 4
Coding region: 54-1703 (549 amino acids)
Biological process (GO): transcription by RNA polymerase II
Cellular component (GO): nucleus
Molecular function (GO): transcription coactivator activity
Source: RefSeq, a predicted model, not a curated record